Ambispora gerdemannii is the source of this 198-nucleotide messenger RNA. NCBI's taxonomy places the organism in Eukaryota, Fungi, Glomeromycota, Glomeromycetes, Archaeosporales, Ambisporaceae. The record is from the annotation of a GenBank genome assembly.
AUGAUCCGAACGGAUCAGCUCGUCAGAAACCCUACUUUUCUUCAACCCAUUGGUAUUGUUAUUGAUCUCUCGAUUAAUUAUCCAAUUGGUGGUUGUUUUUCGUGGGGCACAUAUACACCUAACUCACACAGAGGCAUUGAAAAUAAUCCAAAGAGAAUAUCCCCAGGCCUUCAGGAUAACAUAUGUGGACAAAAUUAG